This is a messenger RNA of Brienomyrus brachyistius, 2142 nucleotides long. Its product is annotated as fibrous sheath CABYR-binding protein-like. Gene Ontology annotation, biological process: egg coat formation; positive regulation of acrosome reaction; binding of sperm to zona pellucida. The transcript has 9 exons. NCBI's taxonomy places the organism in Eukaryota, Metazoa, Chordata, Actinopteri, Osteoglossiformes, Mormyridae. The record is from RefSeq and is a predicted model, not a curated record. The coding region runs from base 1 to 1947 and encodes 648 amino acids. Gene Ontology annotation, cellular component: extracellular matrix. Gene Ontology annotation, molecular function: acrosin binding.
AUGCAAGAGUCUCAGGAGCUGCCUCAAGAGGUGAUAUCAUUCACACCAGGAGCUGCGGAGGCACCUGUGGUCACGCCAGGAACUGAGGAGGUGCUUUUGGUCAUGCUGGGACCUGCAGGCCUACCUGUAGUUAUGCCAGGAACUGAGGAGGUGCUAUUUGUUACGCCGGGACCUGCGGAGAGGCCUGCGGUGACGGCGGGGCCUGCGGAGGGGCCUGCGGUGACGUCGGGGCCUGCAGAGGGGCCUGCGGUGACGUCGGGGCCUGCGGUGACGGAGAGGCCUGCGGUGACAGAGAGGCCUGCGGUGACGUCGGGGCCUGCGGAGAGGCCUGCGGUGACGUCGGGGCCUGCGGAGAGGCCUGCGGUGACGGAGAGGCCUGCGGUGACGGCGGGGCCUGCGGAGGGGCCUGCGGUGACGGCGGGGCCUGCGGAGAGGCCUGCGGUGACGGAGAGGCCUGCGGUGACGGCGGGGCCUGCGGAGGGGCCUGCGGUGGCGGAGAGGCCUGCGGUGACGGCGGGGCCUGCGGUGACGGCGGGGCCUGCGGUGACGGCGGGGCCUGCGGAGAGGCCUGCGGAGGGGCCAUUUGUAGUCAUGCCCGGAGCAGAAGAGGCACCUCUGGUCACACCAGGAAUUGAGAAAAUGCCUGUGUCCCAGUGGCAGCAUGUUCAGGUACAGCAGCUUCCUUUCAUGGAUCAGCAACCUGGGUUUUCCCAGGAACCUAUACCACAGUCCUAUGUACCACUAUGGCAUGAGGUCCCACAGCAACAGUACCAGGGGCUGCAAGAUCAGGUGGUGGAACCGCAGCCCUGGGAUCCGGAAUGUCAUAGACAGUUGCAGCCCAGCAUGCCCCUGUGGACUCAGGCUGAACAGCCCCAGAGGCCCACAUCUGAACAGAAGGUCCUGAGGUUGCAAAGCAACCCUACUGCUGAACAUAUGAAAAGACCUGAAGCUGAAGUACAGCCUGUCCUGGCAGAGUGCCAAGAGAGCUCCGUCCUGGUGGCUGUGCAGAGGGACCUGCUGGGCUUCGGCCGGCUGAUCCAGCCCGCUGAGGUGCACUUGGGAGGCUGUGCUCCAAAGGGGCAGGAUGCUUCUGCUCAGCUGCUGCUGUUCGAGUCGGAGCUCCAUGGCUGUGGCAGCACCCUAACGAUGACCGAAGAGUUCCUUGUGUACACCUUCACCCUGAAGUACGAACCACGAGAACUGCUCUCUGCUCCUAUUGUGAGGACGGACAGUAUGACGGUCAGCAUCGAGUGCACCUACUCGAGGAAACACAAGGUGAGCAGCAGCACCCUAAAGCCAACCUGGAUCCCCUUCUACACGUCGCUGUCUGCAGAGGAGCUCUUUGUCUUUUCCCUGAGGUUCAUGAAUGAUGACUGGCUGUCAGAGAAGGCUUCCAAAGUCUACGUGCUGGGAGAUGUCAUGAACAUCGAAGUCUCGGUCUCAUCAGCCAACCACGUACCUCUCCGCAUCUUCAUGGAUAGCUGCGUGGCAACCUCAGCUCCAGACGUGAACGCCGCUCCCAGAUAUACCUUCAUCCAGAACCACGGCUGUCUGACUGACGCCAAGAUGACGGCCUCGCGCUCUCGCUUCAUGCCCAGAACCCAAGACGAUAAGCUGCACAUGCAGCUGGAUGCUUUCAGGUUCUCCCAGGCCCCUCACAGCUCAGUUUACCUUACUUGCUUCUUGAAGGCAUCUGCAGCUUCUGUUCCCAGCGACUCCCAGUACAAGGCCUGCUUCUUCUCUGCCCCAGCUAACAGGUGGAUGGCUGUUGAUGGGGACAACAGUGCGUGCUCCUGCUGUGACUUUGACUGCAGCCCCAGGAAGGCCAGACGUCUGGCUGACUCAGCAAUGUACUGGGAGGGCCAAUCGACCCAUGGCCCAGUCUCUGUCCUUGAGAAGCCUGUGCAGAAUGAUCUCCUCCCACAGCAGAGGAUGUUUAAGUGGUGAGCCGCAUGGUAAACGGAGACCAUGAGGAAAUGAAAUGAAAUGGUUAUGGUGGACAACCUGUUCUCCAAGGAGUCACAUCUGAAUAUGUGGUUCUGGCUGGACUGGGGGGCGGAGUCACAGUACUGCUCUGUAUAAGUGCUGGAAACUUUUCUUCAAAUGAGUGGAUUUAAACUUCAAAAUAAAAAAAUUAAAUAA